AUGGACAACGAAAUUGUUGACAAUGACAACAAUGUUGACCUUGUUCCUAGAGUCCACAUAUGCUUCGAGACACUUGAUGCAGUUAAAAAAUUUUAUAGAGACUUUGCGAUUAGAACUGGAUUUGGUAUUAGAAUAAGAAGUUCAAAGAAGGGAAAGGACAACGAACUUAAACAUGUUAAGCUUGUUUGUUCUUGUGAAGGUAAUUAUGUCUCCACCAUACGUCCAGUUGGAAUAUCGAUUGGUAAAAAAGAUGGCAAAUGGCACAUAAAAAAUGUUGUCAUGGAACACAGUCACGAUAUCAGUCCAAAAGAAUCAAGGCUGAUAUCAAGGAAUCGAAAAGUUAAUAUGCAUGCCAGGCAAAUAGUUGACAUCAAUGACGAAGCCGGGGUACGCAUCAACAAGAGUUAUCGUUCGUUAGUUUGUGAAGCUAGAGGAUAUGACAAUGUUUCUUUUAUUGAUCGAGAUGUUAGGAACUACAUAGCUCAUAAAAGAAGGUCAUUAUGCAAAGAUGGACAAGCUUUGCUUCGACACUUUUCCCACAUGCGUGAAGUAAACAAUGAUUUCUUCUUUGAAAUUGGCAUGGAUGAAGAUAAUAGAAUAUGA
Messenger RNA from Vigna unguiculata (cowpea), 603 nucleotides. Its product is annotated as protein FAR1-RELATED SEQUENCE 5-like. The record is from RefSeq and is a predicted model, not a curated record. NCBI's taxonomy places the organism in Eukaryota, Viridiplantae, Streptophyta, Magnoliopsida, Fabales, Fabaceae.